Molecule: messenger RNA, 2122 nt
Organism: Anneissia japonica
Lineage: Eukaryota; Metazoa; Echinodermata; Crinoidea; Comatulida; Comatulidae
Product: KICSTOR complex protein kaptin-like
Exons: 2
Coding region: 96-1400 (434 amino acids)
Biological process (GO): negative regulation of TORC1 signaling; cellular response to amino acid starvation; actin filament organization
Cellular component (GO): lamellipodium; KICSTOR complex; actin cytoskeleton
Molecular function (GO): actin filament binding
Source: RefSeq, a predicted model, not a curated record
UAAAUCGCUAGUUGGUGGCGCUGUUCAAAAGGGACUCGUUGCGAAGUACUGUACUUUACAUGACCUGACUUAAUCUCCUCUAAAAAUCGCACAAAAUGGCCCAAGAUAAGUAUUUUCAUCAGGCUCAUUUCUGGUCUCUUUCUUGUCAGAGUAAUUUAUUUGGCAUGAGUAAGGUUAAAUCUCAAUUUAAUGAGUCAUUCAACGUAAUUGUAUCAUCUGGAAAAACUGGUCAGAUUACCUGCAUUGGGUUUCAGCGAAGUGAAUCUGGAUGCCUGAAACUGAAGCCAAUUUCCAAAGAGCUAGAAGCUGGAGACCUGUCGAUCCCUGAUGGAGCUGAACUGGUAUGCCUAGAUGCAUUCAACCAAGAAGAACAUGGAGCAUUGGUCCUUGGAUUCUGCUUUACAAAAGAAGAUGGCAUUGAUAACAACACUGUUCAGUGGCUCAACAUAUCCAACAUCAUCUGGACUCAAUUAGAACCAAGAGCUGACUUUAGUGUUGCUGGAUUGAUGCAAGGUUUGAGCUCAGUUGAAAUUGAUUUUGGUUGUAUUUUUCUAAAACAUGUACUUGUAAAGCAUAAUGGGAUGUUGGUUAAUCUCUGUUUGGUUAGUGGUGAUGACUCGAAAGUUCAUGUAUUCAUGUUAGAAAGAGAAGACUUUGGAAGUACCAAUAAAUAUUCUGAAGUGCUAUGUGAUAAUUUCUUCCCAGAACUUCAUAAUUUGUCAACUUGUGUGACUUGCUUAGAUAUCUUAGAAUUUGGAGACAAACGUAUCACAGCUAUAGGAUGUGACAAUGGUGCUACUGUGGUUUGUGUUGUAGAUUUGACAACUUUGAAUAUCUUGCAGCGUUGGGAAACCAAACAUGACCACCCUAUUUUGGUUGUUAAGCUUUAUUUUGACACCAUAUAUAAGAACUCUGUUGUAUUUAAAGUGUGUCACCUGUUUGCAUCUUCCGUCACAACUCCAUCCGUAGUUUAUCGAGAUGUUUUAAAAAAUGGAUUUAAAAAUGUGAAGACACUUCCAGACUCAAAUUGCUAUGAUUUGGUAAUGUGUGCUUGUGUAGUAGACAUAGAUUGGGAUGGGGAAAGGGAGUUGCUUCUAGGAACAAAUGGACAUUCUUUACUGGCCUACAAGUGGUGUAGUGAUGAGAAAACUAAAGGAAAUUUAAACACAGGAGCACGAGAUGAUGAGGAGAAACAUGAUAUAUGGUUACCAGUAGAAGAAUACAGAUUAGUUUAUGAAAGAAAAUUUGCUCAUUCAUUAAUGGCACUUGAAUAUGCUGAUAUUACAGGAGAUGGCAUUUGUGAAUUGGUCAUUUUAUGUACAGAUGGUGUGAGGAUUCUUCAACAUAAUUUAGAGGAAGGGAAAACUGUAUUAAUGGAAAGACUUGGCAGUAUAAAGUGAAUAAUACCAUAUGUUAUCAAAAACGACUCUGAGUAAAGUAAAGUGUAUCUGUGUGUGCCCCUCCCCCUUCCCCACUAGUAUGAGGCCAGUUUUCUCACAGGAAAUAAUAUUACAUAAUUAGUACAUGGGGUGCUAGACUUUUUUUUUGUUGUUUGAAAAGUGUAGUUGAAAUUUUAUAAAACUUCUUGAUAGACUAUAUUUUUUGUUUUAUAUUGUAUGGUCAUGCAAUUUUUUUUAUAAUUGGUUUGGGAGUGAGAAGUUCUGGAUCCACCAAUGCCGUAUGGAAACUUACAGAUAUAAUGGCUCCGUUUCAAAUUAGUUAAUUUACAGAGGGCACAUGUUUAGCUAUGUACACUAUUGUUCGGCCAAUAUAUACUAUUUUUUACCUCACAGUGCAGAGAACAGAGAAUCCAAGCAAAAUAUAAUGUUUGAAUGUUUUAUUACAAAUUACCGUAAUUUACAAAUGCAUAUAUAUAAAAAGUAAAAUGUAGGCCUAUACUAUUAUUCAAAAUCUUUGGUGAGGUCAGGUAAAUUGUUAUUGGAAAUCUCUUGGGUUUGGAGUUGGGACUGGCAAUUUGUUUUGCUAAUCAUUCUCCAAAAGAUCACACGCUUGAGUGAAGCUUAUCUCUUCUGCUUCCAUUGCAUAGAUUUUAUGUUUGCUUGAAAAAGUUAAUAUCUGUUAGUUGAUGAUUCUGGCAUUAAAAUCAUGGAAAUUUCACAAA